UUUAGAAAAAUAUCAAUUAGUUAUUUUAUUAAGCGAUGAUACUAACCAACCUUUUAUUCACGAAAAAGAUGGUAAAGAACAUUUUAUUAAAUAUCUCAAAAGAUUAGAAAUAGUUGACACUGAAACACCCGAAAGCAG
Molecule: messenger RNA, 138 nt
Organism: Ambispora gerdemannii
Lineage: Eukaryota; Fungi; Glomeromycota; Glomeromycetes; Archaeosporales; Ambisporaceae
Source: the annotation of a GenBank genome assembly